AUGCUCCUCUCUCCUCGCUUCCACCUCUUUGAAAUAGGCGACCAACCCUGGUGCCCAGACUGGAUCAUCGCCUACAUCCAAUCCUACCUCACCAGCGUCUGGAACCUGCACCUGCCGCCCUUCAGCCGAACCUCCCCGGCAGGCGUAGCCGCCGAGCUCGUCACUGAAAAUCUGCCCGAUGCAUCAUCCUACACAUUCGUAGAUUGCUGCGCCGGAGCAGGAGGGCCCACCUCGACCAUGGAGCGCGUCCUGAACUCCCGCUUCCGGGAACAGGGGAACCCGCCCGCGCGGUUCGUCUUAACAGACCUGAAUCCGAGGAUCGAUGCUUGGGCCGUCAUCGCCAAGAAGCAGGAGCAUAUAUCGUUUAUUCCCGAAGUCAGAGAUGCGACGUGUUGCGGGCGGGUUGCCGAUGAGGGGAAGGAGUGUCGGGUGUUCAACUUGUGUUUUCAUCAUUUCGACGAUGCGGUGGCGCGGGGGGUUUUGAGGAGUGCGGUUGAGUCGGCGGAUUCGUUCAUUGUUUUCGAGUUCGCGCAGCGCAAUUUCUCGUCGCUGCUGAAUAUCCCUGUCAUGGUGCUGUAUCCGUUCUUCCAUACGCUGCAGCGGUACUGGUAUUCGCCUUUGCAUCUGUUCUUCACGACGCCUGAGGAGUUGAGGGAUCUCCUCCGUCAGCCGGAUCUGGAUGUUUCUGGAUGGGAGUUUACGUCGGGCAAUCGCAUGAUGAUCUGGCCUUUUCUGCAUAUUUACUGGUUUAUGGGUGUAAGGAAGCGGUGA
Messenger RNA from Aspergillus thermomutatus, 771 nucleotides. RefSeq lists its product as uncharacterized. Lineage: Eukaryota; Fungi; Ascomycota; Eurotiomycetes; Eurotiales; Aspergillaceae. The transcript has 3 exons. The record is from RefSeq and is a predicted model, not a curated record. The coding region runs from base 1 to 771 and encodes 256 amino acids.